Arabidopsis arenosa is the source of this 1407-nucleotide messenger RNA. The record is from the annotation of a GenBank genome assembly. NCBI's taxonomy places the organism in Eukaryota, Viridiplantae, Streptophyta, Magnoliopsida, Brassicales, Brassicaceae.
AGGUUAGGUGAAACGAACAAUAAUGGAAUCAGAGCUCAAAGAUUUGAAUUCGAAUCCUCCGUCGAGCAAAGAGGAAAGGCCGUUACUGAAAUCAGAUUCCGAUUUGGCGGCUGCCAUUGAAGAGUUAGACAAAAAGUUCGCACCUUACGCGAGGACCGAUUUGUAUGGGACCAUGGGUUUGGGUCCUUUUCCGAUGACGGAGAAGAUUAAGUUGGCGGUUGCAUUGGUGACGCUUGUUCCUUUGCGGUUUAUUCUCUCGAUGAGCAUCUUGCUUCUGUACUACUUGAUUUGUAGGGUAUUUACGCUCUUUUCUGCUCCUUAUCGUGGGGCAGAGGAAGAGGAAGACGAAGGUGGUGUUGUUGUUCAGGAAGAUUAUGCUCACAUGGAAGGAUGGAAACGGACUGUUAUCGUGCGCUCUGGGAGGUUUCUCUCUAGGGUUUUGCUUUUCGUUUUUGGGUUUUAUUGGAUUCACGAGAGCCGUCCAGAUCGAGAUUCAGACAUGGAUUCCAAUCAUAAAACUACUUCUACAGAGAUUAACCAGAAAGGGGAAGCCGCCACGGAGGAACCUGAAAGACCUGGAGCCAUUGUGUCCAAUCACGUUUCGUACUUGGACAUUUUGUAUCAUAUGUCUGCUUCUUUUCCAAGUUUUGUUGCCAAGAGAUCAGUGGGCAAACUUCCUCUUGUUGGCCUCAUUAGCAAAUGCCUUGGUUGUGUCUAUGUUCAACGAGAAGCAAAAUCGCCUGAUUUCAAGGGUGUAUCUGGCACAGUGAAUGAAAGAGUUCGAGAAGCACAUAGGAAUAAAUCUGCUCCAACUAUUAUGCUUUUUCCAGAAGGAACAACGACCAAUGGAGACUACUUACUUACAUUCAAGACAGGUGCAUUUUUGGCUGGAAUUCCUGUCCUUCCGGUAAUUUUAAAAUAUCCGUACGAGCGCUUCAGUGUGGCAUGGGAUACAAUAUCCGGGGCACGCCACAUUUUAUUCCUUCUCUGUCAAUUCGUAAAUCACUUGGAAGUCAUACGGUUACCUGUAUACUACCCAUCCCAAGAAGAGAAAGAUGAUCCCAAACUUUAUGCUAGCAAUGUUCGGAGAUUAAUGGCCACCGAGGGUAACUUGAUUCUAUCGGAGUUGGGACUUAGCGACAAAAGGAUAUAUCACGCAACUCUCAAUGGUUUGUUUUGCAAAAGCUAAUAUGGACACUCGAAAUUCGUGGUCUGAAUAUUUCAUUUAUUCAUAGGAGAAGGAAACAACACGUUUAACACAACUUUAGUAGUAUACACUGAACAUAUCUCAUUUCUGAAAUUUGUAUUUUUUUGCCUCUGUUUCUUGCUGAAGCAACACACACACACACCAAAUGGUUCUUCAUCCUUGGAAGAACUUCAAUGAUUCAAUCAAAUGCCAGGUUCAAA